GCGCAUAGUAUUUCCUGCGUUUUUUCAUGCCCGUGUUUUAACACUGUUAGUACGUUACAUCGGUACCGGCGAUAAUGUUUCCACUAUAUAUGAGAAUUAUUUCUACAGGAACAGUGUGUACAUAUGCCAGAUACUCUUGUGUAUGCUUACCAUGUCCUUGUAAACAAGUUGACUACAUUCAGCGACGUGGUUACAAGAAAAAGUGGGCUAAAAAUGAGGGAAGCAAACCACAUACAGUGCAUGCACUGAAUCACAUGGAAGCAUUUUAUAAACCUGUAUUCAAGGAGCGAUGGCCAUCAAUCAGAAUUUCUCUGUUGACAACAUCAAAGUACUGUGCAUUAUUAAACAACUAUAACAGUGAAAAUGAAAAAGUUGAAAAAUAUCUGACAGAUUUAGGGACCUAUAAUGUGAUGGAGAAAGCAAAACUGGCUCGAGCAAAAUAUUUAGAGAAAGAGAACCAGCAAAUUGUCACUGAACAAAGUUCAUUGCCAUUAGAGAGUUUAAUAGAUUUCCCAAAAAGACUUCCUCACUCAGAAGUAGAUGAAAAUGAUGAUGUCAAUGAUGAUGAUGAAGAUGUAAAAGAAGAAAUUCAACCUGUGGUGGGAAAAAACACAAGUUUGUAUGAUUUCAUACCCACUAAAAGAGUAUACACUGACAAAGAGCUACUACAGCAGCACAUAGCUAGGGUGGCCACUUUUGACGACAGCCUGCUUGAGGUGCCCGUGAAGGUGAUACAAGAACAGGUACCAGAGCUUCCUGAAGAUCUUAAAUUCUUUGUAUAUCCCAAGGGAGACAUUUCCAAAUUUCCAAACCCCAAAAUGAAGCAUGGAAAUCUCCUAGGCUACUACAUGAUGGACGCUGCUUCUUUGCUUCCUGUGAUUGCCCUUGACCUUCAGGAAAACGAUUCUGUUCUUGACCUUUGUGCAGCACCAGGGGGAAAAACUCUGGCAAUGCUACAGACUCUAAAGACAGAAAACCUUACAUGUAUUGAUGAAUCAUGGAGUCGCUUGAGCAGAUUAAAGGACAUUUCAAAGUGGUACAUUGGAGAAACCCCAUCCUCCAUGUCGGUAUCCAAGACAGAUGGCAAACUUUUAGAGGACCCAUUUUACAAUAAGGUCCUGGUGGAUGUCCCUUGUAAUACAGACAGACACGUGUUGAUCAGUGAAGACAACAAUCUGUUCAAGCCAGGUCGAAUGGAAGAAAGACUCGAGUUGCCAACAGAGCAAAUGGAACUGCUUGUAGCUGGAAUCAAGUCAUGCAAGCCAGGAGGGACCGUCGUGUACUCCACUUGUACACUCUCUCCUGCCCAGAAUGAUGGUGUCGUUCACGCAGCGAUGGACCAUUUAUGGAAAGAAACUGACAUUGACACUGUUGUUAUAGAUAUUAGCUACCUCAGGCCGAUAUUCAAAGAUAUUUUUACCUUCUUCCCAAAGACAAAAUAUGGGCAGCUUGUACUUCCCACUUUGUCUUCCAAUUUUGGACCCAUGUACAUUUGUAAAAUAAAGCGCAUCAGAUAAAACUG
Magallana angulata is the source of this 1522-nucleotide messenger RNA. Its product is annotated as 5-methylcytosine rRNA methyltransferase NSUN4-like. Gene Ontology annotation, molecular function: methyltransferase activity. NCBI's taxonomy places the organism in Eukaryota, Metazoa, Mollusca, Bivalvia, Ostreida, Ostreidae. The record is from RefSeq and is a predicted model, not a curated record. Gene Ontology annotation, biological process: RNA methylation. The transcript has 6 exons. Bases 75 to 1517 code for a protein of 480 amino acids.